Messenger RNA from Diospyros lotus (date-plum), 3167 nucleotides. Its product is annotated as two-component response regulator-like APRR3. Gene Ontology annotation, molecular function: protein binding. NCBI's taxonomy places the organism in Eukaryota, Viridiplantae, Streptophyta, Magnoliopsida, Ericales, Ebenaceae. Bases 411 to 2678 code for a protein of 755 amino acids. Gene Ontology annotation, biological process: phosphorelay signal transduction system; cytokinin-activated signaling pathway. The record is from RefSeq and is a predicted model, not a curated record. The transcript is spliced from 10 exons.
CCCUGGGAUUUUUCAGUCUCUUCGCCCGAUUUCCUCGGAGGAACCAUUUCUUCUUCUUCAACCCCUUUUCUUCCACCUUUCGCUCUCUCUCUGUUUCUCAAACCACUCUACCUCUUCUAGCUUUAUCUCAUCGAAUAAAAAAGUCAAACUAAUCGUCUCUAGACCCUAGGUUUAAUCCUAAUUAAUCACGAUCUCGACUAUCUUUGGUGUUCAUCCACCGCAAUUGACUGUGUCCAGUUCUGUAGCUUAAUUGAGCUCGAGAACGGCUGUUUUCCUCUGUACAAGUGAAAUCUUGGAGGUGAUUCUUCCGAAAGAAGUGCUUCGGGGAGGUUUGUAAGACUGGCAAUGGCUUGCUCUGCGGGUUUGGUUCUGGAUCCGAAUCGUGGUUGAUUGGUUUAGGGGGUGUUUCAAUGAAAGUUGAUGGCGACGGGAAGCAGGAAUCGGUGAAACGGAGCAAGAAGAGUGAACCAGAUGGGAUUGUGAGUGAAGGUCAAGGCGGGCCUGCGGAUGAGGUUCCGAGGACUAAUAGAAUUGAUGAAGAUGUGAAAGAUGUAGGUGGACGGGCGGUGGAGGCACAAGAUGCCCUGCAAGUGCCCCUGCAAAAUCCUCAAGGGACCGUGGCUUGUUGGGAGAGGUUUCUCCAUCUAAGAUCCAUCAAGGUUUUGCUGGUGGAAGACGAUGAUUCUACGCGUCAUGUUGUCACUGCGCUGCUUCGUAAUUGUAAUUACGAAGUCAUGGAAGCAGCUAAUGGAUUACAAGCAUGGAAAAUACUGGAAGACUUAACGAAUCACAUUGAUCUUGUUUUAACUGAGGUAGUUAUGCCCGUUUUAUCAGGAAUUGGUCUUCUAAGCAAGAUUAUGAGCCACAAAACACGCAAGAACAUACCUGUGAUUAUGAUGUCAUCUCAUGACUCGAUGGGUUUAGUCUUUAAGUGUUUAUCUAAAGGUGCAGUUGACUUUCUAGUGAAGCCCACUCGAAAGAAUGAGCUUAAAAAUCUCUGGCAGCAUGUUUGGAGGAGAUGCCAUAGUUCUAGCAGUAGUGGGAGUGAAAGUGGUACACAAACUCAAAAGUCUGUGAAGUCAAAUAGUAGUGAAAAAUCUGUCAACAGUGGCAGCAAUGAUGGGGAUGACAAUGGGAGCAUUGGUCUGAAUGUUGUUGGAGAUGGAAGUGACAGUGGGAGUGGCACACAGAGCUCAUGGACAAAACAAGCUGGGGAGGUUGACAGCUCCCAAGCAGUGUCUGUGGAGGAUCAAAUAGCAGAGUGCCCUGACAGCACUUGUGCCCAAGUUAUCCGCCCUAAUGCGAAAGCUUCUGGUACCAAAUGUCUGCCUGUAACUGGAACAAGGGAGUGUCAAAAACCAGGAGAAAACUUUGAUAACGUUGCAAGUGGCAAAGAAUUGGUGAUUGGCAGAAAUAGCGAACGAGAUUUUUGCACUGAACAUCCAACUGAGGUUCCUGUCAAACUCUUAGGCAGAAGACAAAAAGAUCUGUUUGAUUUUGACUCCCAUAUGGUCAGUAAACAAAUAGAGAAAGGCGACCUGGACCCCAAUAGUGAUAGUCCGUUAACCAAAUAUAAAAUUGAUGUUACCAACAUAUCUGAUCCUCAGACAGAUAGCAGAGAAUGCAAAGCUCCAAAAGAUCAGUCCAAGACUUUGUUAUUCAAGGAUAAAGCAAUGGAUAUUGAGCUUAAUUUGAAGAGGCUUGGAGAAGUUAGAGGCACUGGAAAGACAGUUCAAGAUGACUGCAACGUUUUGAGGCAUUCCGAGCAUUCGGCAUUCUCAAGGUACAAUACAGCCUCAAAGGCUUUUAAAGCACCAAAUGAGAACACAGGAACUAGUUACCCACUUGAUUAUAGCAUUGAGGUUAUGAACAAGGAGCAAGCGUGCAGUACUGAACCCCCAUACCGAUGCUCGAUUGGAAUUAGCAGUGACAAUAUACAUAUGGGCUGCACUGCUAACAAAGAUUUUGUCAACCCUGUAGUUUUCAAAGAUAAGUCAGAGGCAAUGUCAACAGCUAACGGUUUCCACAUGUCACCUGCUUUGAAACAUUUGAAAACUAACCUUGUAUCCACCACUCAGCAAGUGAUCUUAGCUAAGGCUGAUGACAGGGCUGCCACUAAAGCAGUGCUGAGUCCAAGGGGGCACUCUCACCAGGAGCUCCCAAUACAGCACCUCCAUCACUGUUUCAAUCAUUUUAGUAAGGAGCAACAGCAGCCACCAUGUAAUCAUGAUGAAUUAUCAUUUAACAAAUUGGCUGCAGAUGCUCCAUGUUGUGGGUCCUCAAAUAUACUAAGUGGGCUUGUUGAAGGCAAUACUGGCAAUUGCAGUUUGAACAAGAGCGCCUCAGGCAGCAACCACAGUAGCAAUGGCCAGAACGGAAGCAGCAUGGCUGCAAAUGCUUUAGGAAUGAACAUUGAAAAUGUUAAUGUCGUUGCUGGGAACAGUAGAAGUGGUGAUGCUAGUGGAAGUGGAAGUGGAAGUGGAGAUAACAUAAAUCAAAACAAGCUUGCACGAGAAGCUGCCUUGACAAAGUUUUGUCAGAAGAGGAAGGAGCGGUGCUUCCAGAAAAAGGUCUGGUACCAAAGCAGGAAGAGACUAGCAGAACAGCGACCCCGUGUUAGAGGACAAUUUGUGCGGAAGUCUGACCCUGAAAAUUCUUGUAGUGCUGCAGAUAGCUGAUAGUUAACUCUUUCAAUACUGGACGGAACUUGCAUAUUCAAGAUUCAUGAUAUUGAGAGGGUAUUUUCCUUUCAUACUGAAGUUAUAGGAGUCUGGCUGUUUGGGAACUCCAAAUUGUCAACUUCAACCAUGUUCCGUCUGCGUGGCUUAUAAUAGCUCCCCAACAGAGGAAGGCAUUGUCUGUAAAAAGAGCCUUCUGCAGUGGAAAUAUUUUGCCGUCUGGUAUGGUGUUCUUUCCAGUUACUUGGUUAGUUGAUACAGUGACCAGACAGACUUAUGAUUUCUUCUCUCCGUAAUUUUUAAAACUCUUGUUGAGAACCUAAUGUUGAAAUUACUAUUGUUUUCUUGAAUAUCUCAUGUUCUCCUCCAUAUAUGUCAUGGGAAUUUUAUGGCCUUUUGUGUUUCAGAUAACAUGUGAAGGUACAUAAUAACUUCACAAAUAAACAAAUAUUCUUUUGAAUUUUAUGGGAGCCACCUCAUUUUGGUAUU